Messenger RNA from Didymodactylos carnosus, 5343 nucleotides. NCBI's taxonomy places the organism in Eukaryota, Metazoa, Rotifera, Eurotatoria, Philodinida, Philodinidae. The record is from the annotation of a GenBank genome assembly.
AUGGUUAGUAGUAACAGCACACAAUCUGAAAACGCUCGUGGCGAAGAUCCCCAUUUCGACAAUGCAAUAUGGUGGUAUUCAUGUAACGAAGCAUUUAUCUUCAGUCAAAUUAACAAUAUAUUACGUUUAGAAAACUUUGAAUUAUUAAUUACCUAUCGUUAUUACAUUGUCCGUUUAUGUCAAAUGAUUGAAGAAUUGUACAUUAAGAAUAAACCACGACAAAAACGUCAAAUUGUUUAUCGUGCUGAUAAAAUUAAGCAGUCUGAUUUUGAUGCUAUGAAACAGUCAUCAAAAGAGAAAGAUCAACUUAUAUCGAUAAAUGGUUUUAUUUCAACAACAACUGAUAAAAAGAUUGCUGAGUUUUAUGCUAAGAAGCCAUCUAACGGUGUUGAUUUUGUGCCAGUAUUAUAUGAAAUAACAAUUGAUCCACUCAUACCAUGUCAAGCAUUUGCCGAUAUCGAAACAAUAUCGUUUCAUCCCGAAGAAAAGGAAUUGUUAUUCAGUAUUGGCUCAACAUUUUCUGUUGACAGUGUUGCUAAAAAUGAUAAUGAAAAUUUUCAUCGUAUAAAAUUGACGGCACGUAAUAUGCGUGCUCCCGUUCUGGAUGACAUGAAAUUAAAAGUAAAAAAAUCAUCACAAUCAUCGCUAACCAUAUUGUUAAUUAAAUAUUUAAUUGAAUUAGGUGAACAUCGUGCUGCUCGACGAUAUUUAAAAUCAAUAUUAGACAGUGUAGCAUUAGAAAAUGAUCCAUCAUUGGCUUCAGCUUACAACUGUUUGGCACUCAUUUAUUCGAAAGAAGGUAUACAUAGUGCUGCACUUGAAUAUUACAAGAAAGCAUUGAAUACCCAAGCUAGGUUAGAAUAUUCAAAUAAUAAUGCAUUAGCUGAAAUUUACAAUAAUAUUGGCUAUACUUAUAUUGGAUUACGUAAUAUUGACGUAGCAAUACAAAAUUUAAAUGAAGCUGAACGGAUACAAUUGCGUGAACCAGAAUUAACAAGGGAACAUUUAGCAUCAAUUUAUUGUAAUAUUGGACAAGCAUACUUUAUUAAAAAUGAUCAUAGUAAAUCUAAAGAAUACUUUGAAAAAUCCUUCGAUAUUUAUAAAGAAGAUACUACAAAAAAGAUAAGACAUGAUGCACUAGAAAAUAGUUUAAUGAAAGCUGAUUUAUGUAUUCAGUAUGGGCAUUUAUUAAGUAAACUGGAUGAUAAUUUUGCUGAUGCUACAGAGAAAUACAAUAUGGCAUUAAAAAUUUAUGAAAAUACAUUAAUACUUGAACAUCCAAAAUUAAUGAAAACACAUAUAGAUAUAUUUAGUGCAUACGCUAAACAUAAAGCCUAUAGCGCGGUAACAGAAAAAUAUGAAAAUAAAGAAUUUAAAGUAUUAAUCGAGAAAUAUACAGGAAGUCAACAAACUUUAGCCAAUUUAUAUUUUAUUAUUGGUGCUUGUUAUAUUCAUCAAGGAAAAUAUGAUGAUGGAAUGAAUGUUUGGAAUAACGCUAUUCUAUAUGAAAAGAAACAAUAUUUAGAUGAAAAUUUACCAUUAACGACAACUGAUGGAACAAUUCAGGUAAUUAAUAGUGCAUAUCGAAAAGCUUUUAUUUAUUAUAGCAACGAGUCAAAUAGUGACUCGUUUAAUCUUGGAAUAAUAACUUCAAAAUUAUUUAAUUAUGAUAAAGCAAUAAAACAUCUUAAGGCUAGUGAAUCGGCGACUAUUGAUAAAAGUAUAAUUAGGUCAAUUCUGCUUGGUGAUAUGUAUUUUGAUAAAGAACUAUUUAAAUCUGCAAUAAUUGAAUACAAUAAUGCAUGUGAUCAAAUAGGAACAAAAGAAAAUUAUUAUUUUCUCAAAAUUGCAAUAAAUUUAUUGAUUAUUCAAUCUUUAGAUGAUAAUAAUGAGAAAUUAGAUGAAUUAAUUAAAAUAAAAGAUAGUUUAUUAAAUAAUGAUGAUAUUGAUUAUAAUACAACUUCUAUGAAAACAAUUAUUUAUUAUAAAAUUGCUCAAUUAUAUUUAAGAUUAGAAAAAUAUGAUGAUGCACGUUUAUAUGCUUAUGAGUCAGUUAAAUUAAAAAUAAAUCACUUUUCACAUCGUCAUCUAAAUUUAGUAAAAGAUUAUUUAUUAAUUGCUAAUAGUUAUUUUAAUGAAAAAAAUUAUAGUGAAUCAUUACAAUUAUAUGAACAUAUAAUUGAAAUACAAAUUGUUAAUCUUCCUCCUGAUCAUACUGAUAUAAGAAUGAGUUAUUAUAAAAUUGGUGAUGUUUAUUGUAAAAUGGAAAAAUUAGAUCAAGCAAUAGAAAAAUAUAAAAUUGCACGUUCAAAUAAUCCACAUUAUUAUUUACCAAUGCAUAUAAAUUUAAUUGAAUUAUAUCAUAAACAAAAAUGGUAUUCAAAAGCGCAUGAAGAAGAAGAAAUAGAAACACUUAAUAUUUUACGUGAACAAUUACCAAAAGAUAUUGUAAAUAUGGCUGAAGAAGAUAAUUCAAAUUUAUCUCUACCUGCAUUUCAAACACUAUUUACAAAUAGAAUAAAUAUAAUAAGUGGUAAAAUGUUUGCAACUUUUCUUCAAGAUUUAAUUUCUAUUUAUCUUACAAUUGGUGAUAUAUAUGUUAAAAAACAAUCAAUUGAUGAUGAUGAUGAUAUCAGACAAAAUGAAUUAAGAGAAUGUAUUAUCAUGUAUAAGAAAGCAAUUAAUCUCCUUUUAAAAAUAAGUAUGUAUCAUGAUAACAAGUUAACUGUGUUAAUUUAUGAAAAACUUGGAAAUAUUUAUGAAUUAAAUAAUAAUUUAGAAAAUGCAAUUAAAAAUUAUCAAAAUGCAUUAGCUAUAGAAACGGAGAAGUAUGCUUUACAUCAUAAACUUGUAAGUUUUAGUUAUAUAGACAAAAAAUAUGAAAGUUUAAGAAAAUAUAUGUCAUACUUCUGGUAUACAACAGGCACAGUCUCAAAACAAGCAUUUGCACGCAUUUGGCACUAUAAUAACUCUACAUCCAAUGACGAAUUUUUUAAAGGAUUAAUUGAUGAUGGUGUGAGAACAUAUUUUAGUUUAGCACAAACCUAUUCUGAAUUAAACGAUUAUGAAAAUGCAUUAAAAUAUUUCAAGAAAAACGUUGAAUUCUCAUCGACGGAUGUAACAUUGAGUAGUUUGAAUAUUCCAAAAGAAAUAAAUAGUAAAAUGGCGAAAUAUAUUCCAGAUUUAAUUAUUGAAAAACUAAAUAAAAUAAAAACAAUAUCAACUCAUGUUCUUGACGAUAAUAAUAACAAUAAAAUUGAAUCUUAUAUAAAAUGUGGUGAAAUAUCAAUGAUAAAAAAUAAAUAUGGUGAUGCUAUCGAAUAUUAUUUAAAUGCAUUUUACUUAUGUGUAACAAAAUUAAAUAAUGCCGAAAUACUAACAGAUAAAGAAUUCAUAGACGAAAUUUGUCAAAAAUUAAAACAAGAUAGUCUCGAACAAAAAGAUAUUAUUACUUAUUAUUCGAAUAUUUCUAAUCAAGAUGCGAUAAUGAUUAAUGUGAAAAUGGGUGCAUUAAAUAGAAACAAUGGUGAUGAUAAAGAUGCAAUUAAAAACUAUGCCGAUGCUCUACAAUUGUUAGAUGGAGGCACAUCAAAUCAAAUUAUUGAAGCAGCAAUUAAUUACAUUCUAUUAAAACUUUAUUUAGGGGAUAGUGAGAGCAAUAGAAAGUCUUCUUCUCUUUCUAUUACAAACGAUCUUUCAUUUUAUCAGUCAUUUUUGCCAUUCAGUUCUAUAUCCAAUGGUGUUGAUGACGAGCACAUUAAGAAAUAUCGUACAGAAAUGAUUGAAAACAUGCGAAUUGAUAAACAUAAAAUACCAGUACCUGAUCGUGUACUUAUUUGUAGAUUAAUUAUCAACAACGUUGAAGAUGAAAUAAGCAAGAAGAAGUACAAAGAUCUAUUGUAUCAGAUAUACUUGGAAAAAGAAGAUAAAGAUUCUUAUGCUCAACCAUCUUCUGAUAGUUUAACCUGUAUCGGGCAUGUAUUAACAAAAGCUGAUGAUUAUAAAGCAGCUAUUUUAUAUUGGAAUGAAAUUCGAGAAUUUAAAGAGCAAAUGUUACCAACAACAAUUAUGGAUAUGAUACAUUCACCAAAAUCAACAUUCAUUCAAAUAUAUAAUGAAACAAAAUUAUUAAACAAGAAUUUAUCAAAAUAUAUUCUAUCCAUUGCAGAUUAUAGUAGAAAACUUGGUGAUUAUUACGUGAAAUUGAAUAAUAGAGAGGAAGCGGAUGACGCAAUGUUCUUUACGUGUCGACGUAGAGCUAUUGAAUGUUAUCAAAAUGCCAGUCGGUAUUAUGACUGUGAAUUAAAUAGUUUAAUGAAAAGGGAAGAUGAUGAACGGCACGAUAGAAAUAUUCAUCGUAAAAAUAUUGAACAUAUAAAUAAAAAAAUGUGUGAAGAUUUUAUCAAUUACAGUGUAAAACGUGGUGAUAAAUAUAAACUAUUGGCUAGUGAUGCUGAAAAAGAUAAAAUACUUUUUUAUUAUCAACGUGCUAUUCAAUGUUAUCAAUUUGCAAGAGAUGAUUAUAAACGUUUAAUAAAAAUUGAUGAAAUUUAUUCUAAACAAAUUGAAGAGAUUAAUAUUUAUAUUCAAGAUACUCUUGAAAAAAUUGCCAAUCAUCUAGUAGAACAGGGUAAUACAUUGGCUAAUGAUAAGAACAGCGAAGAAGAUAAUCAACUUGCUAUUCAAUAUUAUGAAGAUGCAAAAUUUAACUAUAAUUAUGCAUUAGAAAUUUUAAUCAAGGAAGAAGAAGGACGAGAUAAAAUUAACAAAUUUUAUCGUCACAAUAUUGAACAUAUUAAUAAAAACAUUAAACGUAUGACUAAUAGAGCAUUGGCUGAUUUAACUCGUACAAUUUAUGCCGAAAAUCUUGAAGAAAGCGUUAGUAAAUAUGAUGAAAAUUUUUAUUGUAUAAUAGAAAAAGUUAUAAUAACACCGAAUACAAUUAGAGUUUAUAUAGAUGAACGAGGUAACAGUAGUUAUGGUCUAAUACAACAUCCUAACACAUCAAGGCUAGUAUUAGUCAAUGAAAGUUCAACAAAUAUCGAUUUAACAUAUCUUGACUGUCACUUUACAAUUGCUGAUCCAGCUCGACGAUAUUUAGGUUAUUUGAAAUAUAAAACUGAUUUUGUUUACAAUGAUUCAAUAUUACAAUUUUAUUUUUCCUAUGGUGGUGCUGGAUAUACGACUGCUCGAUUGUUUAGUUUAAAUAAAACAUUGAUUAAAGCGUUAAACUUUCAUCCAUUGAUAAAUAUAUGGCGUAAGCCAAUUGAAAUAAGAGAAAAGCAAGUAUCCGACAAAUCAGAUGACUUACCGUGCUUUCAAGAAAGUACACCAGAUAAAUGA